AUGUCUGAAAGAAAAGCUAUAAAUAAGUACUAUCCGUCGGAUUACAAUCCGUUGGAGGCUGAAAAGCUGUCCAGAAAGAUGGCCAAGAAAUUGAAAACCAUGAAUAAGAGCCACGCAUCGAUUAGGUUAAUGACCCCAUUUAGUAUGAGAUGUUUAAAAUGCAGUGAGUACAUCCCUAAGAGCAGAAAAUUCAAUGGUAAGAAGGAACUGUUAAAGGAGAAGUACCUCGACUCCAUCAAAAUCUAUCGAUUAACCAUCUCAUGUCCGCGCUGUGCCAAUUCCAUCGCAUUCAAAACAGACCCUGGCAACUCGGAUUACAUAAUGGAAGUGGGAGGCGUGAGAAACUACGUUCCGCAGAAGGCUGAUGACGUUUCUAAGCCUAAGGCAGCCGUCGAAAGUGUAGACGAGACACUGCAGCGAUUAGUGAAGGAAAAGGAGUUGGAGCAAAAUGAGGAAAUGGGUAUAAAGGGCCAAGCAGACGACAAGAUGGAUCUGUUGGAAAAACGACUGGCUAAAAUUCAACAAGAACAAGAGGACGACGAAGAACUAGAGUGUUUGAGGAAAAGAAACCUAGAAAUGGGACAGAGAGCCGAAAUGAUGAGCCUUAACAAACAAGUGCAACGAGAAAAGGCAGAAACGAUAGAUGACCUGGACAACGUUGUGGAGCAAGCAUUUGAUAACCAUAAGCAGCAUGUCGGCGAGUCUCGCGAUAAGAAGAAGACCCUGCUGUUUAAUCCUCUGACCACCAGGGGAAAAGUUCAAAAAAAAAACUCAUCGCGUGCAAAUCCACUAGGGAUAGUGGUGAAGCGUGGUAAGUCUCUGAGGUGA
Molecule: messenger RNA, 828 nt
Organism: Saccharomyces kudriavzevii IFO 1802
Lineage: Eukaryota; Fungi; Ascomycota; Saccharomycetes; Saccharomycetales; Saccharomycetaceae
Gene: YJU2
Product: mRNA splicing protein YJU2
Exons: 1
Coding region: 1-828 (275 amino acids)
Biological process (GO): mRNA splicing, via spliceosome
Cellular component (GO): U2-type catalytic step 1 spliceosome
Source: RefSeq, a predicted model, not a curated record